Aspergillus clavatus NRRL 1 is the source of this 735-nucleotide messenger RNA. It is a transcript of the gene his3, whose product is annotated as imidazoleglycerol-phosphate dehydratase HIS3. The record is from RefSeq and is a predicted model, not a curated record. Bases 1 to 735 code for a protein of 244 amino acids. The transcript has 2 exons. Gene Ontology annotation, biological process: L-histidine biosynthetic process. Lineage: Eukaryota; Fungi; Ascomycota; Eurotiomycetes; Eurotiales; Aspergillaceae. Gene Ontology annotation, molecular function: imidazoleglycerol-phosphate dehydratase activity.
AUGCCCCUCCCCGCCCGAACCGCGAUCGUCUCCCGCGUCACAAACGAGACCAAGAUCCAAGUCUCGCUGUCGCUGGACGGCGGGGUGCUCCCCGCGUACGAGCCAUCGGAGCACUUCCCAGCGCCCUCGGACCCCAAGGAGGCAGAGGCAGCCAAGCACGGCAUUGUGCCGCCUAAGGAUGCCGCGCACGCGACACAGUUCACGCCCACGCAGCAGAUCACCGUGAGCACCGGGAUCGGGUUCCUGGACCACAUGUUGCACGCGCUGGCCAAGCACUCGGGCUGGAGUUUGGCCAUCCGAGCCAAGGGGGAUCUGUACAUUGACGACCACCACACCACCGAAGAUACCUUCCUCGCGCUGGGCGCGGCGUUCACCAAAGCGCUGGGCGCGCGGCAGUCGCUGGCGCGGUUCGGCCGCGGCGACGCCCCGCUCGAUGAAGCCCUCUCGUGGGCGGUGAUUGACCUGUCCAGCCGGCCGUGGGCGGUGAUCAACCUGGGUUUCCGCCGGGAGAAGCUGGGAGACCUGAGCACGGAGAUGAUCACGCACGGGCUGCAGAGCUUUGCGCAGGCGGCCGACGUCACGCUGCAUGUGGGCUGCACGUACGGCGACAACGACCACCACCGCGCGGAGAGUGCAUUCAAGGCGUUGGCGGUGGCGAUCCGCACGGCCUGUGCUAGGAAGGUGGAGGGUGAGGUUGGAGCUGGCGAUAUUGUCAGCACCAAGGGAGUGUUAUAA